AGAGAUUAAUUCUUCAGGGUUGCGGUUUAAAAGUAAUACCUAGCGAAGCCUUGAAGCCUUUGAGCAAACUUAUGACUUUAAACAUCGGCAACAACUUUAUAACAACUUUAACUUCCGACGCAUUUCCUCUGAUGGAUAAUUUGGUUGUGCUGUUAAUGAAACGCAACCAAAUUACGUAUAUAGCCGAAGAUGCCUUCACCAACGUAACUUCAUUACGAGUAUUAGAACUGGACGAUAACUUCCUGACACAAAUACCCGCUGCAAUCGCAAAGCUGUCCGACCUGCAAGAAUUCUCGAUAUCUGGUAACCGCAUCAAGUAUAUUGGAGGAGGGUUGUUGCAGAAAACUCCCGCUCUUGCCCUUUUAGAACUCAAAGGGAAUCCUUUGGUUGGAGUUGACGCCCACGCUUUCUCCUUUCUUCCACGACUACGUAAACUAAUCCUUUCGGAUGCCAGGGAACUAUCCACGUUUCCGAAUCUCAACGGAACCAGUGCCCUGGAAAUAUUGAGAUUGGACAGGGCGGGAAUAACGUCAGUGCCGGAAUCGUUAUGUAUCACUUGUCCACGCUUAAAAAGUUUAGACUUGAAAUCCAACAAACUGAAUGUAGUCCCAGAUCUGAAUAAAUGUAAAGAUAUGAGGGUACUAGAUCUAGCUAGUAACAGUAUCAAAAGUAUUGAAGGAAAACCAUUUAGAGGAAUGUAUCUAAUGCAUGAUUUACUUUUGGCUCACAAUUUAAUCGAGUACAUACCACAGGAUGCUUUUUAUAAUUUAUCGAAGCUACAAGUUCUAGAUCUCGAAGAUAACAAAAUAUCUUACAUUCAUCCGGAUUCAUUCAUGUCUAUUUCAAAAAUUGAAGAUUUGAAUUUGGGAAAUAAUAUUUUUCCCCAUCUCCCAUCGGCGGGUUUAGAACGACUUUUACAUUUAAAAACAUUCAACAACCCUUAUCUUCGAGAGUUUCCACCUCCGGCUGACUUUCCUCGAAUUCAAACAUUGAUACUCGCUUACGCCUAUCAUUGUUGUGCCUUUUUACCGCUCAUACCAUCCAAUCCACCGCCCGCCAAAGCGAAAGAUAUCAUAGUAUUCCCAGACAUCGAAGACAUCGACAUUAAUUUUUGGAAUAGCUCUGUAGAUCUAUGGCCGUCACAACAAAAUAUUACUCAAAAGUUUGGAAAGAAAUUUAGUGAAAUGUGGGAAAACAUUCGAUCAGAUUUCACUUAUCCUGGCAACUUUCCAUCGUACAUUGAAGAAUACGCCGCCGAAGAUGAUCCCUCGCUUCGUAUCCCAGGAGAAAUAAAUACUGGACAACCGGGAAAAAUUCAAUGUUUGCCUUUACCUGGACCUUUUUUACCUUGCCAAGACCUUUUCGAUUGGUGGACGUUGAGAUGUGGUGUAUGGAUUGUAUUCUUAUGUGCAAUGUUAGGAAAUGGAACUGUGGUAUUUGUAUUGAUAUUUUCCAGAAGCAAAAUGGACGUUCCUAGAUUUUUAGUUUGCAAUUUGGCUGCUGCGGAUUUUUUCAUGGGAAUAUACUUGGGGUUUUUAGCAGUGGUGGACGCAUCGACGUUGGGCGAAUUCCGCAUGUACGCCAUACCGUGGCAAAUGUCGGCGGCCUGCCAACUCUCCGGUUUCUUGGGAGUUCUUAGCUCGGAGUUAUCGGUGUGGACUUUAGCGGUGAUUACCCUAGAACGGAACUACGCUAUAACGCACGCUAUGCAUUUAAAUAAACGCCUAUCGUUGAAACACGCCGGAUACAUCAUGAUAUUCGGUUGGAGUUUCGCUAUCGUGAUGGCUAUAAUGCCGAUUUUCAACAUUUCCGAUUACAGAAAAUUCGCGGUGUGUCUCCCGUUCGAAACAAGUGAUAGCGUUAGUUUAGCUUACGUGGUGUUUUUGAUGUUCAUAAAUGGUAUAGCUUUUUUAAUAUUGAUGGGAUGUUAUUUAAAAAUGUACUGCGCUAUUAGAGGUUCGCAAGCGUGGAAUUCUAAUGAUUCGCGUAUAGCCAAACGCAUGGCGCUAUUAGUUUUCACGGAUUUUUUAUGCUGGUCGCCUAUAGCGUUUUUUUCCUUAACAGCAGCGUUCGGACUGCAACUUAUCUCAUUAGAGCAAGCCAAAGUAUUUACGGUUUUCAUACUACCGUUAAAUUCGUGUUGCAAUCCUUUUCUAUACGCUAUUUUAACAAAACAGUUUAAAAAGGAUUGCGUUAUGAUAUGUAAAGCUAUAGAGGAAAGUAGAGUUACUAGAGGUAUCGGUAGAUGUAGGCACAGUUCGAAUUUCAGUAACAGACAGACCCCAGCAAAUACUAAUAGCUUAGCCGAUCGAUCUUCUAGAGAAAAACAAGAACAUCACAUUCCGCAAUGUACGUGUAAUGCAAAGCUACUUGGCGAUAAUCAAAAUCAACCCAAAACUAAAAAAGAUAGAAAAACGACGACGAGAGAAUGGUUACUUAAUAAAGCAAGGUGGUUGUUGUGUGUUAGAAGACCGACCAGGCAUCGACCCAGGGAUGAUCAAUACACUUAUCAGAUAGCUGAAAUACAACAGAAACAACAUAAGAGAGCGUCGUCGGUAUCGUCAAGUGAAAACUUCAGUUCUUCGAGAUCUGAUUCGUGGCGACACAAUCAUCAUUGUGGUAUACCACUCCGCCUUCUGGAUCCGAAAAGACGAGCUUCCUCCUGGCUAAUUACCCGAAAAACUUCGCAAGAUUCAAAUUUAUCCAGCUCGAGAAACGAUUCAUCUGGAUCGGCUACAACAGCCAGUACUAGUACUUGGCGCAUAUCUAGAUCGAGUAAUUCUAGUGACCCUCCAAGAGGCAGGGUAAAACCUCGAUUGACACGUCAAUGUGCUAUACAAGACGAAUCCGAACCACCAGGUUCACCAGGAAGACUGACAGUAAGAUUUCUCACCACCAUUCCUUCAGCAGCUGAAAACAGCAUGCAAUUAGAAGAUGAACAACCUUCGGUAUUAAUAAAUCCUAGUCCUACAAUUCUAGUUAGUCCUGCCAAAGAACGCGAAGGACCUCUUUAUGCUAUACUGCAUUCGACGCCAGUAGCACCGGUCAGACGGCAAUCCAUCGUUACACUACAUCCCCUAGAAAGUAUCAGAGAUUCCCAGGAGAACGAGAAACUCACUCAGAAUAAUUCUAGUCAAGCGAAUAGCAGCAAUUCGAUAAACAACAAUAAUUUUAGAUAAUAGUCUGUUUCGUAGGUAGCUUCUUACCAAAUGACACAUCCCAGGUUAUGAAGCACUAUUUUGAAAAGCUUAGAAAGAUUUCAGAAGCAUUAUCAAUGUGUCCUUGAAGACUAUAGUGCUUAUUAUUUUCUUUUCUGUAUUCAAAUAUUCUUAAGGGGAUCAGUUUGCUUGUUAGAUUGACUAGUUUAAUUUGACAAACUGGUUUUCAAUUAACUUAGGUCGCAACUCCUUAAUUGAGAAGGAAGUUAACUAAACUAAAGGUCAAAAUACCACAUAACUUCUUCAAACAGUUCGU
Messenger RNA from Diorhabda sublineata, 3474 nucleotides. RefSeq names its product follicle-stimulating hormone receptor (gene rk). The record is from RefSeq and is a predicted model, not a curated record. The coding region runs from base 72 to 3179 and encodes 1035 amino acids. Gene Ontology annotation, cellular component: membrane. Lineage: Eukaryota; Metazoa; Arthropoda; Insecta; Coleoptera; Chrysomelidae. Gene Ontology annotation, biological process: G protein-coupled receptor signaling pathway. Gene Ontology annotation, molecular function: G protein-coupled receptor activity; protein binding; protein-hormone receptor activity. The transcript has 15 exons.